CCUCAGGUUAGUCUAAUGAAUUUUAUCAUGGCGUGCCCGUGGCAGGGGGCUAUUGCUCUCUGCCGAACCUUUAUGUUUCUUUUUACAGCAUCUCAAGCCCACCUGUAACAACUUAAAAAAGUGAUUGGAGACAUUGUUUUUAAUGUUACCGGGCUGAGCGCAUUUUUUCUGAGACGAUUGGUAAAUUUUUUAACUAGAGGGAUUGUCAGAGAAAAGCUCUUGCCAUGUCUCUACUUUGUGUAAGAGUAAAGAAAGCCAAGCUACAUGGAUCACGGGACAAGUUCAAUUCAUAUGUGACUCUGAAGGUACAGAAUGUCAAGAGCACCACCAUCACCGUGCGAGGGGACCAGCCAUGCUGGGAGCAGGACUUCAUGUUUGAGAUCAACCGUCUGGACCUGGGGCUCAUUGUGGAGGUGUGGAACAAAGGCCUUAUCUGGGACACCAUGCUGGGAACUGCCUGGAUCCCCCUCAAGAGCAUCCGCCAGUCAGAGGAGGAGGGCUUAGGGGAGUGGACCUUCCUGGACGCUGAGGUUCUGAUGAAGGCUGAUGAGAUUUACGGCACCAAGAACCCAACUCCCCACCGGGUUCUGCUAGACACGCGCUUUGAGCUGCCUUUCGACAUCCCAGACGAUGAGGCACAGUACUGGACCGGCAAGCUGGAUCGCAUCAACACUAUGAGGAUCCAUGAUGAGUACCCUCUGCAGGAUGAGGUCCAAAGACACCCCAUGCCGCUUGCUGCCUCCCAAUGUUCCCUGGAUGACCAUGACAGCGCGGUGGACGACCGGGACAGUGACUACCGUAGUGAGACCAGCAACAGCUUGCCCCCGCGCUACCACACCACGACCCAGCCCAACUCCUCCAUGCACCAAUACCCCAUGGGCCCCCGGCUCCAGAGCCACCUGGACUCCUGCACCGACUCCAUCCACAGCUUUGACAUGGACUACAGAGACCACCGUGGUAGCAGUCCGGUGGAAAGUAGUCGCUUUGGGUCCUCUGGAAACCUGAGCCAGACCAGCUCCCAGCUUAGUGAGACAGGCCAGGAGAGUGCUCCAGGCUCAGGGCUGGAAGAGUCCUUCCACUCUUACCACAGUACCACCUUCUGCCCCUCUACCGCUGGCCAGCAACCCACCAACGGACACCUCCCCAGCAAUGGACACUCUGUUUUGGGGCAGGAGGAAUUGCGCAGACCCUCCCUGGAUGUGGGGAAGAGCUUAAAUGGCUCUAUGAAGAGAUUGGACCACUCAGUUGAGAAAAUAUCCAAUAAAAUGCUGCAAAGUUUCCACGACAAUGGGCCUCCUUUGCCCUUCUCUCCAUCCAGAAUUCGCUGGUUGAAGGCCAUCAACAAAGUGAGGGUACAACUGCAGGAGGGACGAGAUGAUGGACACAACUCCAGACAAGCUUGGAUCAAACCAGGCGGUGGAAGUGGUUUGUUUGGGAUUGACAGCAUGCCAGACCUUCGUAAGAGGAAGCCUAUACCUCUGGUCAGCGAUGUGGCUAUGUCACUGGUCCAGGCUAGAAAGGCUGGAAUCACCUCUUCCAUGGCCGCGCGCUCCUCCGUCAAAGACGAGGAGCUGAAGAACCACGUUUAUAAGAAGACUCUUCAGGCUCUGAUCUACCCCAUCUCCUGCACCACGCCCCAUAACUUUGAGGUGUGGACGGCCACCACGCCCACCUACUGCUACGAGUGUGAGGGGCUGCUGUGGGGCAUUGCCCGCCAGGGCAUGAGGUGCUCCGAGUGCGGGGUUAAGUGUCACGAGAAGUGCCAGGAAUUGCUGAAUGCUGACUGCCUGCAGCGUGCUGCGGAGAAGAGCUCCAAGCAUGGGGCUGAGGAUCGUACCCAGAACAUCAUCAUGGCCAUGAAGGACCGCAUGAAGAUCAGGGAGAGGAACAAGCCGGAGAUCUUUGACGUGAUCCGGGAUGUCUUUGUCGUCAGCAAGGCGAUCCACGCUCAGCAGAUGAAGACCAUCAAACAGAGUGUACUGGACGGAACCUCCAAGUGGUCGGCCAAGAUCACCAUCACAGUGCUGUGUGCCCAGGGACUGCAGGCCAAAGACAAGACGGGUUCCAGCGACCCCUACGUCACGGUCCAGGUGGGCAAGACCAAGAAGAGGACCAAAACCAUCUACGGCAACCUCAACCCUGUCUGGGAGGAGAAGUUCCACUUCGAGUGUCAUAACUCGUCGGACCGCAUCAAGGUGCGUGUGUGGGACGAGGACGAUGACAUCAAGUCCCGGGUGAAGCAGCGUCUGAAGAGAGAGUCCGACGACUUCCUGGGUCAGAGCAUCAUCGAGGUCCGCACGCUCAGCGGAGAGAUGGACGUCUGGUAUAACCUGGAGAAGAGGACCGACAAGUCGGCCGUGUCCGGCGCUAUUCGUCUCCACAUAAGUGUGGAGAUCAAGGGAGAGGAGAAAGUGGCUCCCUAUCACGUCCAGUACACCUGUCUACACGAGAACCUCUUCCACCACUCAACGGACGUUCUGGGCCAGGGGGUGGUGAGGAUCCCAGAUGCCAAAGGAGACGAUGCCUGGAAGGUGUACUUUGACGAGGUGGCCCAGGAGAUAGUGGACGAGUUUGCCAUGCGAUACGGGAUCGAGUCAAUCUACCAGGCAAUGACGCACUUCGCCUGCCUGUCCUCUAAGUACAUGUGUCCUGGCGUUCCGGCAGUGAUGAGCACCCUGCUUGCCAACAUCAAUGCCUUCUACGCCCACACCACUGCCUCCACCAACGUCUCCGCCUCUGACCGCUUCGCCGCCUCCAACUUCGGGAAAGAGCGCUUUGUCAAGCUAUUGGAUCAACUCCACAACUCCUUGCGCAUUGACCUCUCCACAUAUAGGAACAACUUUCCUGCCAGCAGUAAGGAUCGUCUCCAGGACCUGAAGUCCACUGUGGACCUACUGACCAGCAUCACCUUCUUCAGGAUGAAGGUCCAGGAACUGCAGAGUCCCCCUAGAGCCAGUCAGGUGGUGAGGGACUGUGUUAAGGCCUGCCUCAACUCCACCUACGACUACAUCUUCAACAACUGCCAGGAGCUGUACAGCCGCCAGUACCAGCUGCUGGACACACACAAAGAGGAUCUUCCCCUGGAGGAGCAAGGCCCCAGCAUCAAGAACCUGGACUUCUGGCCCAAACUGAUCACCCUUAUAGUCUCCAUCAUAGAGGAGGACAGGAACUCCUACACACCCGUGCUCAACCAGUUCCCUCAGGAGCUGAAUGUGGGGAAGGUGUGUGCUGAAGUCAUGUGGGCGCUGUUCUCCCAGGACAUGAAGUAUGCCAUGGAGGAGCAUGAAAAGCACCGGCUCUGUAAGAGUGCCGACUACAUGAACCUGCACUUCAAGGUCAAGUGGCUGUACAAUGAGUAUGUGAAGGACCUGCCAAACUUCAAAGGGGUUGUACCCGACUACCCAUCGUGGUUCUUACAGUUUGUGCUGCAGUGGCUGGAUGAGAAUGAAAGCGUUUCCAUGGAGUUCAUGCAUGGAGCUCUGGAGAGAGACAAGAAAGAUGGAUUCCAGCAGACAUCUGAGCAUGCUCUCUUCUCUUGCUCGGUGGUGGACGUCUUCACCCAGCUCAACCAGAGCUUUGAGAUCAUCAAGAAACUGGACUGUCCUGACCCAAAGGUCAUGGCCCACUACAGCCGACGAUUCGCCAAGACUAUUGCCAAAGUUCUUCUGCAGUACAGUGCCAUUCUGACCAAGAGCUUCCCCUCCUACUCUGACAAAGAGAAGAUUCCCUGUGUACUGAUGAACAAUGUGCAGCAGUUGCGUAUCCAGCUGGAGAAGAUGUUUGAGUCCAUGGGUGCCAAACAGCCUGAAAAGAAAGACGAGAAGGUGGUGAUUAUUACCGACAAAAAGCUGGACACAGAAGCCAGUGACCUCCUGAAUGAGCUUCAGGUCAAGCUGAACAAUGUGCUGGAUGAGCUGAGUACCACGUUUGGAAACAGUUUCCAGGUUUGUAUUGAUGACUGUAUGAGACAGAUGGCCUCUCUGCUGUACCAGAUCAAGGGCCCAGUCAACGCCAACAGCCGCAACAUGGUGGAGGCCGACUCAGACAACGUGCUACGGCCACUUAUGGACUUCCUGGAUUCAAAGUUAACGCUGUUUGCCACAGCGUGUGAGAAGACUGUUCUAAAGCGGGUUCUGAAAGAGCUGUGGAGGAUUGUGAUGAGCAGCCUGGAGAAAACCAUCGUCCUGCCCCAAGGAAACGACACCUUCGGGGCUCAGAUCCUGUCUGCAGCCAAGGAACUGGGGCAGCUCUCCAAGCUUAAAGAUCACAUGGCAGGAGAGGCCAAAAGCCUGACACCGAAACAGUGUGCUGUCAUGGAUAUAGCACUGGACACAAUCAAACAAUACUUCCAUGCAGGAGGGAACGGUCUGAAGAAGGCGUUCCUGGAGAAGAGUCCUGAGUUGACCUCACUACGCCACGCUCUGUCCCUUUACACACAGACCACAGACACGCUCAUCAAGACCUUCGUCACAACACAACACACACAAGUGCACAAUGGGAAGGGUAUUAGGUUAACUCCCAAAGAAAAAAUACAACCCUCCAGGGGGUCAGGAGUGGACAAGCCGGUGGGAGAGAUAUCCAUUCAGAUCGACCUAUUCACCCACCCUGGUACUGGGGAGCACAAAGUCACUGUCAAAGUGGUGGGAGCCAAUGAUCUGAAGUGGCAGACGUCUGGGAUGUUCCGGCCUUUUGUGGAGAUCACCAUGAUUGGACCCCACCUCAGUGACAAGAAGCGCAAGUUCCAAUCCAAGUCCAAGAACAACAGCUGGGCGCCCAAGUUCAACGAGACCUUCCACUUUAUCCUAGGUAAUGAGGAUGGCUUUGAGUGCUACGAGCUGCAGAUGUGUGUGAAGGACUAUUGUUUUGGCCGUGCCGAUCGGGUGGUGGGCAUGGCUGUGAUGCAGCUGCGGGAUGUGGCAGAGAAGGGCAGUGUGGCGUGCUGGUGCCCCCUGGGUCAGCGGGUCACCAUGGACGAGACCGGCCUCACCGCCAUGCGCAUCCUCUCCCAGCGCUCCAACGACGAGGUGGCCAAGGAGUUCGUCAAGCUCAAGUCUGAGUUACGCUCUGAGGAGGAGGGCAGAUGAGGUCUCCCUGAAGGAGGGGUGUGAAGGGCCUCUAGUAAAGUGGGAAGUAAUAGGAGCACAUUGACUACUACUACUUUGGACUAAUAAUGUCCCCUGGCUGCUAUUGGCUGUUUGAUGGACACUGGUUCACCAUCACACUGUCACUCACUGUGUUUUUCUCAGACUCCACCUUUUGUGUCCCUCACUCACCAUCUCCUACACAUACGUAGUUAGUUUCUCUCUCACUCAAUGGUUAUUAGGCACAAUCUCACACGAUAUUGUACUUAUGUUGGUUCGCCAGUCUGGCACUAUGGACAUGCCAUGGGAGCUAUAUGCCAAUCAAUUCCUGCCAGCCUGUAUGCACUUCAGUACAGGGUCUCCCCCUCACCCCACAAUCCCCCUCAGUGUUCAUGUGCAAUACCCCCCCAACUGUGGCCAAAUGUUUGAUGCCUUACACUUUAGAAGCUGUGAACGUGUGAAGUUCAGACACAAAACUGUAACUGUAGUAGAAAGCUGUUUAUCUUCCUCAAUCUCUCUUUAGUGUUCUUCGUGAUCCAUGUUCAUCUCAUUGAUGCCACUAUUAGGGUCCAAAUGCAGGAUGUCAUUGUUGGUGUUUUGUUCGAAGUAGAUUCACCUGGUUUCUAUCGUUUGGACUUCUACAGCAUGUCAAGUACCCUACUCCUAAAUAUAGUGUACAAAUCCACCGUUUUUCCCUGUAGAAAAGUGGUGGGGGGGUUUUUGUAUUAAAAUUAGUGCCGUGUGGUGGUUCUGAAGUGAGUUUUAUGUUUGUCUCCCCCCUAUUUUUUGACAUGAGGUACUGUAACGUCAACAGCACUCAAUGUAAAGGGUUUGUAAGUUGUGUGCCUUGUCAAGUAUUGGGCUCCUAUUCAUAACCCAUUAGUCCCAUACAGUGUUAACAAUGCACUUUGAAUAAGAAUUACUGUAAUACUUUUUAGUCUAAAUUGUCAAAUGUUCUUAACACAAGGGCUGCCUUCUAUCCAGAGAAACUUCCUUUUAAGGAUAGAGUGGUGAGCACUUUUUAAUAUGGACUAUUGCUUCUUACAUCAAAAACAGCAAUGGUGUAUGUAGGGCCCUGUCUUGAACUUAGUAAUCACUGCUAAAUAACCAACCCUCAAUGACAGCCAUUUUGUUUAUAGUUUUUAUGUAUUUAUUCCAUAUGUAUACUCUGGUCUACUUUGCAAACAGAGGGCUGCUAGAUGGAGUUUGAGUAUAGUUUUCAAAGUGGUUUUGAAUUGCUUUUUACUGCAGUUUUCUAGCAGGACCCUACAGAUACUAACUGGACCUAGAGGGUCUUUUGGGACCAGAGGAGUUUAAAUGAUUUUAAUCUCAGAUGAGGGAAAGGCUAGCCUCGUAUGGUUCGUAACGAGGCUAGGAAAAGGCAGUCCAAGCUCUCGGUUUGCAAAUAUUUUCCAGCUAUGUUUCCUUGUAUCUCUGAGUGGCCUUACAUUGGUGAUAAUAGAAGAUUUCUAUAUACAUGUUUUUACCCCCCAUUUUCUGUGUUUCUUUUGUCUCACAACGAUACAGAGGGUUGGUCAAUUUGACCUAAAUCAACCGUAUCAGACUGAUAUUGUCUGUGAUUUUCCUUAUUGCUGUUACUUUAUUUUUGUUUUUAAUUGUAUUGGAGGAUUUAUAUUUGUUUAGAUGUAUUAAUUUUUUGAGAUAUAGUAUUUAUAUUUUUGUUAUUUUCCAUUUUGAUCCCUCUUAAAAAAUGUUGGAGUGAUGUUCAGUACGGUAUCAUGAGUUUAUUGGAUCUACAGUAUACAGAAAGGGGUAAUGCAUGCCUGUCAUAUCCCUGAUAGAAACGAGGAGAAUUUUUUGCUAUUUGUCAAGUAACACUGCCGUUGUCCAUACAAUAAUUGUCAGUUUGAUGUUCACACAAAGAAGAAAAGUGCAACAUCACACACUGUUAAAGCUAUAUCUGGGCUUUAUAUGCAGAAUCUACAGUACCAAUGUGAAUACAUCUUUUGGGCUGUUGAUUUAGGGGAAAAUGUCUACUUCUAAGAAGGGCAUUGCCACUAACAUACAUGUUCCUUGUGCCAAGCUGUGCAAGAGUUCACUUUUUGUUUCAUUUACAUUUUUUAAACCUUGUGAAGCAUUGCACUAUAAUUGAAUCACUACAAUAGUUAGCACGUGUUGUAUGUCCAAGUAACUGGACUUUUGUGAGGUUUUAUUUUUAUUUUGCAACUGGAAAAAUCAUGGUAUUGAUCAUUAAAAUGUGUACAUUACAAUUUAUUAAUUUUGUAUAAAGUAUUUAAGAAAUA
Molecule: messenger RNA, 7345 nt
Organism: Oncorhynchus kisutch (coho salmon)
Lineage: Eukaryota; Metazoa; Chordata; Actinopteri; Salmoniformes; Salmonidae
Gene: unc13bb
Product: unc-13 homolog Bb (C. elegans)
Exons: 42
Coding region: 225-5084 (1619 amino acids)
Biological process (GO): dense core granule priming; synaptic transmission, glutamatergic; presynaptic dense core vesicle exocytosis
Cellular component (GO): plasma membrane; neuromuscular junction; presynaptic active zone cytoplasmic component
Molecular function (GO): syntaxin-1 binding; diacylglycerol binding; calcium ion binding
Source: RefSeq, a predicted model, not a curated record